CCCCAACUGCCCUUAUCAUCGGUAUCACAGUGAUCGCCGGAUAAUUUUACAGUGACUUUUCCCGACAAAACAUUGACAUGGCAAGGACCUGGGAUGAAUUGCCUAUCAGACACCACCGACACCAUCGCCUAUCAGCACCGCCAUGGCCAGACCGCCGACGACUGCAUCAGCUCCUCCACCUCCCCAUGCCCCAGAACCGCAAACCCCCAUUCCCAGCUCCCUGUCUUGACCCGCCCCUGACCUACCCCCAACUAGCCUACCCAGCCCCAGCUCCAACGAGCCCAACUCAGCCCCCAAAUCCAAGCCUUAGACCAUAUGUUAACCUAGCCAUCGCCGUCGCUAAACACCGACCGCCGCUGCCUUCACAUAGAGAUCCAUCUACUUCACCUCAUCCGUCGAGUAUGGAGGAAGACAUGGUGAGGACCUGGGAUGAAUCGGACGGACCUUAUGAAUGUCGAUCUGGAUCUGGAAGGUUCGUUGCCUACUUGAAAGCCUUAGCUCGUUGCUUGGAUAUCAUCUCCAACCUUGAGGAAGGUGCCUAAGUUCGUCACUAGCCUAGCCUGAGAUCUCUACCGUCUACAGUCCUCGUCGAUCGAUUGGGCUCAGCCGCCGCCUAGAGAUUGAAGGUGUCAAAUAGUGGAUUGGAAGAUGGACGCCGGCCAAGGAAGCUGCGUGCACCGGCUUUGAAGGAAAAUGUCACCGGCCAAGGAAGCUGCGCGCAUCGACGGUUAAGGAAAAUGUCGUCGGCGCAGGAGGUGAGCAAGGGAUUGCAAAGGAAGAAAGAAAGAGAUGAGGUAGAUCGAUGACUUGAGAGGAAGAAAGAAAGCAACGGAGAUGAGGUAGAUCGAUGAAUUGUACAGGAGUCGAAUGGUCAGCGUCACUUUUGUGGAAAUUUUUUAAUCAGUCAUAUUUUUGGAAUCCUAAAG
Cuscuta europaea is the source of this 926-nucleotide messenger RNA. NCBI's taxonomy places the organism in Eukaryota, Viridiplantae, Streptophyta, Magnoliopsida, Solanales, Convolvulaceae. The record is from the annotation of a GenBank genome assembly.